CUGCAUGCUUCCAACACACACACACACACACACACACACACAGAGUUCUCAAAAAGGAGCAGUAGGAUGGAGUACCGUUUGCCGCGCCUGUAGCAAAUUUUUAUAUGUGCACUUAGAGACGUAUUUUGUCCAAACCUAACGAAUUUAAAUACACUUCCGGUUGUGUGUUUGUGGGAAUUUCGGAUUUGGGAGCACGGAAUACCCUCCGUGAGACCGGCGGAAUCCAUAGCAGUAACACUUGGAAAGUGGACCUCUUCCUGCCAGAGGCACCAUAAACACCACACUGACAGGAAGAGAGAGAGAGUGUGUUUGAGAGACAGUCAGUGCCUGUGUGUGUGUGAAAAAGAGGGAGGGAUGUAUGGCACAGUCAUACUCUCUUCUUUUCUUUUCUCCCUCCAUGCAAGUUGCACUCCACAGUUCCACGGUCAUCAUGGGUAUCCAGCAUUUUUAAUUAUUAUGGAGGAGAGUAUGUGUUGGGAAAGCCGACAGAGUAGUGUCCAGAACAGAAUCCUUCCUCCAGCCUGUACACAAACCGUACCUCACCAUGUGUCUAAACCAACGCGUCUGUAGCACAUACAAGACAGUGUAUAAAGUCUCCUACAGACAGGUGAGCCGGACAGAGCGGAGCCCUCACGUGUACUCAGAAUGCUGUCCAGGAUGGCGACGUGUUCACUCAGUCAGCUGUAAUCACGCGUUGUGUGUGCAGGCAUGUCUUAAUGGUGGAUCCUGCACGAGGCCAAAUCACUGUGCCUGUGCCUUUGGCUGGACGGGACGCUACUGCCAGAUAGAUGUGGAUGAGUGCAAGGGAGCACAUGGUUGCAGUCAUCAUUGCAUUAACUCUGCAGGAAGUUAUCAUUGUGUGUGCGCUGAUGGAUUCCGUCUGGCUGAAGACAGACGAUCUUGCGUAAGCCUUUGUGCUCUUCCUCUUCAUCCUACAGCAGCCAGCCAUCCCGAAGCAGACAAUCAUCUAUCUACACAUAACAGCAGAGGUGGAGAUGUGGGACUGGUGGCAAAUGUUUCAGAAGAGGUCCAGAUCCUCAGGAAUAGAGUACAGCUGCUGGAACAGAAACUGGAGAUGGUUCUCGCACCGUUCUCCACUUUCUUUUUGUCAGAGGAGGACAUGGCCAACAGCAAUGGCUUCCUGUUAGACAGGACUGAUUUCCUGUCAGACCAGACUAACUUCCUGUCACACUCGCUGCGGCAGCUGGACAGAAUAGACUCCCUCAGCGAACAGGUCAGCUUCCUGGAGGAACGCCUUGGAUCAUGCUCUUGCCAAGAAAACUAGAUGAUCAACAAACACAAGGUACACCUGCAAAAUGCAACCGGAACACAGCCUGCCUUCAACUCCAGGAGAAAGAACAGCCCCGGAAUCUGCACUACAGUCGUCACUCUACGACUUCGUCAUGUUUAACAGACCAUCAGCAAACCAGUAGACACUGUAAGGUCAAUAGUAUGUGGACACCUGACCAUCACAACCGAGCAUGCGAGCGAGGCAAGCGGUGCGACACUCCAGCGAGCAGAGCAGAAUCUCGAGCCAGGCUGACGAAUAUAACUGAGUGAUAAAUCUGUGAUCUUACUUGCAGCCAGCGCAGUUGUCAGAAGAACUGAGAAUCCAGCAGUGUGGUGAUAUGAAGUAUGCACGCGGUCUCUCAUGGCUAAACGGCCCUAUUAGUACCUCUGUGAGAGAGGUAAUUCCUGCAAAGACAAAAACACUCAUGAUUCAACACGUGCGCGUUUCUAUCGGCGACAAAUUUUCGGCAAUUUUUGACAUUUUUAUACUCGGCGUUCUCUUAUUUGUUCGUGUGACCACACAGCUGUAUUAUGUGGAAUGAAUUUCUAUUCAGUUUUCUAUUGCUUAGACUAGAAGGAUGAAGUGCUUCGUGUAGAUCAGUGUCGGCAGCAUCAAUAACGGCAUGCUUAUUCAUUUAUCACUGUAAUUCCUCAUCAGCUUUUAUCCCGCAGCCAUUCGUAAUAAAGCCCGUUGCGGUGUGGAUUAUUUCUAUGUAAUGAUAUUUUACCACUCUUCAGACAGAAAAGCACAAAUUCAGCGCAAUGCAAUGAAAUGCAACAAAAAAAACAAGUCUAUUCCCAUUUGGAAAAAAACAAGGAUUAGAUUUUUUAAAAUCUGAGGUAUUUUACACAGAUCCACUGGACCUUUGUGUAUAAUCUUAAUGUAAUCAGAUUCUACACUGGGCUUUCACACUGAACAUUUUGUGAAUUUGUAAUACAUAUUCAUCAAAACAGACCCGACCGGAUCAUAGACACAAAGUGAAGAUGUCGCACAGACACACGCAAUAAACAGCAUUUACAACGAUCGCCAGUUUUUAACCAGUAUCAGUUAACCAGUUCUCUUAAUAAAGGGCUCAGCGAGUGUAUGUGGUCACCUGACAUUACACCCAGAUCACUGUUUGAUGUUGAACAUCCCAUUACUGAGUUGGACCACCCCCCUUCUCCUUCCCCCUCCUCCUCCCCCAAUGCUGUUAUAAUAACGUCCUCUUUCCUGGGAAAGCAUUCCACUACAUUUUGGAGCGUGGGUGUGGGGAUUUAUCCAUUCUGCCACAAGAGCAUUAGUGAGGUCAGGCACUGAUGUCGGGUAAGGAGACCUGGUCUGCAAUUUGCAUUCCAAUUCGUCCCAGUGAAGUUAAGGUGAGGGCUACGUGUAGGCCACUCGAAACGUGGCAAACCAUGUCUUUAUGGAGCUGGCUUUGUGCGUCAGAGUACUGUCAUACUGGAACAUCUUUGGGCCCCUUAGUUCCGGUGAAGGGAAACUGUAAAGCUACAGCAUACAAAGACAUUCUAGACAACUGUGUGAGGAAGGCCCACACGUGGCUGUAAGGGUCAUGAGUCCACAUACUUUUGGCCAUAUAACGCCUGUUAAAAGUAUUUGAGAUCGUUUGAUUCCUGCUUUUUUUUUAGUUCCAGUAGCAAAUGAGAUUUGUGGAUCACAGCUGCACUGGCAGAGGAUGUGGGAAAGAACAAAAAAACCUGAACAACUGCUUAGCGUUCCAAAUGAAAUAAAUAUUUAUUUCAACCCAAAUGAAAUGGAAAAACAGGUAUGGAAAUGCCUAGUUUCAACAACAACAAUAAGCACAGUUAAAAUGUCAAGCAAAUAUUUCAACAAGAAGAGAUAAACAAGGAACAACUUCAAAUCUUUUUUCCCCCCGUGGUUUUCAGAAUGUUGACCGUUCAGCUUCGUUUCCCAAAAAUGCUUCCAAAAAUAACUGACACCUUUUUUAAAAUCAUAUCAUGUCCCCAGUCCAAACCGAAUAAGUCAGUUUAGUAAGGUACGCUUUAAAUUUGGUUAUUCGUGACCCGCAUUCUCACGCGAGAUGAACUAGACCAGUAUUCGACCUUCAAGACUUUCAUCCGUCACUGAUCACGAAUCGACUCGCAGUGCUGUGACUGCUAGCUGAGAAACCUCACACACGCCACAGAAACAGUUUAGAGCGUUUGUUUUGGUACCAGUAUGAUAAAUGUCAUUUUUUAAAAAUUACAAUUCUGAAUAAACAAUUAGUAACUAAAAGGUUAUUUAAAAAACACUAUUAUUUUCAUAGCCGGUAGCAUAUUAAUUUAGCAGUAUUAAACAUGAAUACCAAAGGUUUUGUAAUUAUCCAGACAUGUAGUACAGAUCAGGCCAGAAACUUGAUCUAGCAUAUGCAUGCAUGUAGAUAGCACGUGUGUGUGGCGCUAAUCAAGUGUCUCGGAACGACUUGUGUACGAGUUCAGUGUGCCGGAUCGGACGCGCCGUUAGGGAACCGGUCCUGAAAUGUUACUUUGAAAUGCAACAAACAGCCCAAAUCUGUUUCCACUCCAGGUGAAUAAAAAAUAGCCAGAUGUGGAGGAUACUGUUUAAUCUGGCAACACUGAAUAAGUUUAUGACACAGAUUAAGGGCAUGACGGUAAAGCAACCAGCACCAGAAACGGCUAUUUCUAAUUCACAAGCAAAAUAAAUUAUUAAAUACUACAUUUUAAUAGGCUGUAUUUCAUUUCCUUUUUUUUCCAGGAGCCAAUAUCCAUAGUACAAUCCAACACUGCAGUUCAUGUAAAUUACCUUUGACAUUUAAAGCUAAAGAGGUACCUUUUUCCAAAACAAGGAACAAAAGGUAAAAAGGCAAAAAGGCUGAAAUACAAAAAUAAAUAAAGCUAAGCAACAGAAAGGCUUCGUUUUUUGUCUUGUUUUUUUAAGUGCAAACUCCAAUGAAGAGGCUUAUUAAGGGAAAACAGUUAGCAGUACUGCAUAAAAUCAAGUGAAAAAUUCCUCCCGAUCUGCCACCGUCUGCUUUAUGGGGUAGGAUUGGAAUGGUAGAAGUUUGUCACUGGUGGUAGUUACAUUUAAGGUACACUUUUAAUUGGCUGG
Messenger RNA from Ictalurus punctatus (channel catfish), 4357 nucleotides. It is a transcript of the gene egfl7, whose product is annotated as EGF-like-domain, multiple 7. The record is from RefSeq and is a predicted model, not a curated record. Gene Ontology annotation, biological process: anatomical structure development. The transcript has 9 exons. Gene Ontology annotation, cellular component: extracellular region; cell surface. The coding region runs from base 545 to 1285 and encodes 246 amino acids. NCBI's taxonomy places the organism in Eukaryota, Metazoa, Chordata, Actinopteri, Siluriformes, Ictaluridae. Gene Ontology annotation, molecular function: calcium ion binding; signaling receptor binding.